Racocetra persica is the source of this 1605-nucleotide messenger RNA. Lineage: Eukaryota; Fungi; Glomeromycota; Glomeromycetes; Diversisporales; Gigasporaceae. The record is from the annotation of a GenBank genome assembly.
AUGGAAUUUGAGAAUUUGGUUCAACGUUAUCGUGAUACUCUCAGUUCACAUAUUUUUACAAUCUGUCAAAGAAAACGCGUUAAAAGAAGCGAAGAUAAUAAAGAAAAUGAAGAAUAUAGGGAAAAUGAAGAUUUGUACCUUCAAACCAUAGAUCCUGAAGCAGAACCUUUAUCUUGGGGUUGGGUAUGUGCUAGAGUUGCAGAGAUGCUUAUACAUACACCACAUGGGCUAACCGAACCCGUUAUCCUAAAUCAGUUGCUCUCUGAGUGGCAAGAAGCGAGUGUAUCCUACCGAAAGGGUGUACCUAAAAGUUUUUCUCCCCUUGGUACCGUGUCUCCUCGACUUAACACAAAGAUUCGGGAUUAUGAAUUAAUUGUCAGAAAUAUUCAACAUGUCAAUUUAGAAAAAUCAAUUCAUAUCCUAUUCAUGCGAAUAAUUUAUCACGAUAAUAGAUCAACAGCUGAAAUGUUUGUUCCUCCCAGAUUUUGUCGAUUUAUAAAUGAAGGAUAUUAUCCAAAGUUAUUUGACAAAAAAUGUCGCCAUAUCCGAUUUAAUCGCGCGUCUUUGUCAAAAACAGCAUCCAAUUUAACUUUUUUACAUACUUCAAAUAUUGUAAUAAUGUUAACCCCCUUCGAAGAAACUUUAAUUGAUACAUUAUUUACUGAUUCAAUUGCCAAUGUUUCAUCAACUGAUAUUAAGAAUGGAAGGGGAUAUCAGUUUUGGACAAGGGUGAUGUAUGUUGGAACUAAAGAGCCUGCAGAAUUGCCCGGUUUUUGUAAUAAAGUAUGUGUUUACGUGCGUGACAUGUCGAGUUCACAAUGUGCAACCUUAGUUUUAUUGGACGAUAAAAUACGCAUGACUACAUUAUUCAAAACGGGAGAUUUUUUGGGAAUACAUUGGCCGUAUAUUGGUACUGAAGACAAAAACCAUGAUGGAUUAAUUCUUCAUUAUGGUGAUUUAACGGUUUUGUUUUGUCUACCAAUGAGUGAACUUUGUAAGGAGGGAAAUUCGAGAUCCAAACAUUUCACAAAGCAUAAACUUAAUUACAAAGAUAAUUCGUAUAUGAUCGAUUAUAAAUUCCAUUAUGAUCGUUUUUUCAUUAAAACUUUACCUACACGAGGUCUAAAUAUAACUCUUUAUGGUAAGGUUGAUGAAAUUUUGGAUAAUCCCCCAUUAAUUUUGAACAAUGGCAAAAAAAUAGAUCGAUAUGUUAUAAAGUUUAGUGACAAAACUGGAAGCCAACAGAUAACACUUUGGGGAAAAGUUGGGCGUGAAAUAGCCGAAUACCAUGUUGGCCAAUAUAUUGUUUUGGAAGGAUUACAUACGUGGAAAAAAAGUAAUGGACAAUUUGAUAUUAACGGUGACGCUUCAAGUGGUGCCAUGGUGUACAAUGUUAGCAUGGCUAAAGGGUGGUUGGCUGUUUCGUCGCUACACAGUUAUGCUCUCUCAUUAUCAACUAUAUUUAGUAAACAAAAUGUAUAUCAAUUUAUUUGUCGAUGUCUGAUUAUUGGUUGUGAGACAAAUGAUGAUUCGUUUGAUAUAAAUUGGCGUUUGGAUGAUGGCACGGGUGUUAUUUGGGCCAAGGCAGUGGGCACUGUGUCGCAA